AUGGCUCAAUUAUUUCUCAUUCUCUGCUUCAUUCUAACCCAUUUCAUUUCCAUUGCUACUUCUCUAAACGAUCAAGGUCUUGCUCUUCUUUCCUUUAAGCAAUCCUUAGAAAACCCUAAAGACUCUGUUUUUACCAAUUGGAACUCUUCAGAUCCAAACCCUUGUUCUUGGCAAGGUAUUACAUGUAAUGAUGAUCUGAGAGUUGUCUCCAUUCGCCUUCCAAACAACCGCCUUUCAGGUUCUCUUCAUCCUUCUAUUGGAACCCUCUUGUCCCUUCGUCACGUUAACCUCAGAGACAAUGACUUUCAAGGGAAGUUACCUGUUGAGCUCUUUGCACCAAAAGGGCUUCAAAGCUUGGUGCUUUCUGGAAACUCUUUUUCCGGGUCGGUUCCUGAAGAGAUAGGGACGUUGAAGAGUCUAAUAACUUUGGAUCUUUCAGAAAAUUCUUUCAACGGAUCAAUCCCUUUGUCGGUUAUUCGAUGCAAGAAGCUAAAAACGCUUGUUCUAAGCAACAAUGGUUUCUCUAAAGAUCUUCCAACCGGGUUCGGUUCUAACUUGGUUCAUCUUCAGACAUUGAAUCUUUCUUUCAAUGGCUUCACUGGAUCAAUCCCUGAAGAUGUAGGAAGUCUAAGGAAUCUGAAAGGUACUCUUGAUCUUUCUCAUAACCUCUUCUCAGGUAUGAUUCCAACAAGUCUUGGAGAUCUCUCGGAGCUUCUCUACAUCGAUCUUUCUUACAACAAUCUCACCGGUCCGAUACCGAAGUCCAACGUUCUGUUGAACGCCGGUCCAAAUGCUUUUCAAGGAAACCCUUUCCUCUGUGGAUUACCCUUAAAGGUUUCUUGCUCCACAAGAAACACACAAAUAGUUCCUUCUCAACUAUAUUCAAGAAAAGCCAGCAAUCAUUCUAGCUUCUGCAUCAUCCUUAUAGCCACCGCAUGCACACUCGCCGGAAUCAUCUUUCUUGCUUCGUUAUUCAUCUACUAUCUCCGGAAAGCAUCAUCUCGUGCUGACAAAGAUCAAACAUGUCAUCAAGAGAAGAAGGUAAAGCAUGAGUUUCUCUGUUUCAAGACUGGAAACUCAGACUCCGAAGCACAAGAUGAGAACAAACCCCAACAGGUGUUCAUGCCAAUGGAUCCAGAGAUCGAGUUCGACCUAGAUCAGCUUCUGAAAGCUUCAGCCUUUCUUCUAGGGAAGAGCAGGAUCGGGAUUGUCUACAAGGUUGUUCUUGAAAACGGUUUAAUGUUAGCCGUUAGAAGAUUAGAAGACAAAGGUUGGUUAAGGCUCAAAGAGUUUCUUGCUGAUGUUGAAGCAAUGGCGAAAAUCAAACACCCUAACGUCUUGAAUCUCCAAGCUUGUUGUUGGUCUCAAGAAGAGAAGCUUUUGAUCUACGAUUACAUACCAAAUGGAGAUCUCGGUUCUGCAAUUCAAGGAAGACCGGGUAGCUUGUCCUGCAAGCAACUAACAUGGCCGGUCCGGUUAAAGAUAUUGAGAGGAAUCGCGAAAGGAUUGGCUUAUAUUCACGAGUUUAGUCCCAAAAGAUACGUCCAUGGACAUAUAAACUCAAGCAACAUACUUCUUGGACCGAAUCUUGAACCGAAAAUUUCCGGUUUCGGUUUAGGCCGCAUUGUCGACAUGUCUUCUUCAGAGAUCAGAUCGGAUCAGAUCUCUCCGAUGGUGGAAACAAGUUCACCAAUCGUCUCAAGAGAAUCGUAUUACCAAGCUCCUGAAGCUUCCAAGAUGAGUAAACCGUCGCAGAAAUGGGACGUGUAUUCAUUCGGUUUAGUGGUACUCGAAAUGGUAACCGGGAAAUCUCCGGUUUUGCAGACGAAUAGUUCGGAGACGGAUUUGGUUAUGUGGAUUGCAUCGGCGUGUGAGAGGAAUAAACCAGUUUGGUAUGUUCUUGAUCCGGUUUUAGUUCGAGAUAGAGAUAUGGAGGAGAGUAUGGUUCAAGUGAUUAAAAUCGGUUUAGCUUGUGUGCACAAGAUCCCAGACAAAAGACCGUUCAUGAGAAGUGUCUUAGAGAGCUUCGAAAAAUUGGUAUCUUCGAUUUGA
This is a messenger RNA of Microthlaspi erraticum, 2052 nucleotides long. Lineage: Eukaryota; Viridiplantae; Streptophyta; Magnoliopsida; Brassicales; Brassicaceae. The record is from the annotation of a GenBank genome assembly.